This is a messenger RNA of Amphibalanus amphitrite, 1843 nucleotides long. RefSeq names its product skin secretory protein xP2-like. The transcript has 2 exons. Gene Ontology annotation, biological process: regulation of Toll signaling pathway; central nervous system formation; innate immune response. Gene Ontology annotation, cellular component: extracellular region. Gene Ontology annotation, molecular function: Toll binding; growth factor activity. The record is from RefSeq and is a predicted model, not a curated record. Lineage: Eukaryota; Metazoa; Arthropoda; Thecostraca; Balanomorpha; Balanidae. Bases 38 to 1159 code for a protein of 373 amino acids.
GUUGCUCGACGCCAGUCGACAGUGCCGCGGUCCAGGGAUGCUCAGAGUCACGUUGUUCGUGCUGCUGGCGGCUGUGGCCGCCGGCGACAAGCCGGUGCCGGCCCCGGUGUCGUACACGCCCGCCCCGACGGCAGCCGGCCCGACUCUGGAGCUGGUGGAGGAUGCUGCGCCGGCCGCGGAGGAGGCUGCUUCAGUGGAAGAAGCCGCUGCCGAAGCGCCUGCCGAAGAACCUGCGGUAGAGGAGCCUGUGGUGGAAGAGCCAGCGGUGGAGGAAGCCCCUGCUGAAGCCGCCGCUGAAGCACCUGUUAAAGCCGUCGUUGAAGAGCCUGUCGUUGAGGAGGCGGCCGCCGAAGAGCCCGCUGCCAAGGUGGCUGCCGAAGAGCCCGUAGUGGAAGCGCCUGCUGCUUCUGAGCCUGCUGCUGAAGAGCCUGCCACCUACGAGCAGCCCACCAGCUACCACCAGCCCGCGUACGGCCACCGCCAGCCGGCGUACGGACACCACCAGCCGUCCUACGGCCACCACCAGCCGGCGUACGGACAUCACCAGCCCGCUUACGGACAUCAACAGCCCGCAUACGGACACCAGCCUGCGUACGGGCACGCCAAGCCGUCUUACGGACACCCUCAGCCGUCUUACGGCAAGGCGCACAAGCCGGCGCCGCCCGCCUGUUCUGAGAACACCACCAAGGCCUGGUGCCUGGAGGACUCCGAGUACCCGACCCACCGGAUUGCCAAGGCCAUCGCGCUGCACUACAACACCUUCGUGCUGCAGUACCAGGACGUGCUGGCCGACACAGCCAGCUCCGUGGACCGUCUGCAGAGCCUGGAGGAGGAGACCUACCUCUGUAGCAGCGCCACCAGCUACGUGAGGCCGCUGCGCGCCCAGGACACUGACGGCAAGUGGAGGAUCAUCGUCAACAACGUCCAGGUGCACGACUACACGUUCACGCAGACGGCGCGCCUGGAGGAGUGCUCGGCGGCCGGGGAGCCGUGCCCGCUGGUGCCCAGCUGCUACGAGUCCACCUGUCUGCAGAAGUCGGUGGUACACCGGUUCCUGGUGUACGACGAGUACGAUCACUACUCGCCGUUCGCCAUUGAGACCUUCAAGCUGCCCUCUGCCUGCGCCUGCGCGCUCGGCGCCUACGAAAUCAGUCACUAAAAGAAACGGCCUCAGAUCGGAUUCAUGGAUUAAUGAAUUGUUGGAUAUUUCAAGUCGGGAUCCUGUGGUUUUCACUUUGGGACUUAUUUAUUAUAUUUAUUUACGCUUUGCGAAUGAAUCCUUGAGUGGCCGUGUAUUAUGAUAUGCUGUGAUAGACGUAGUAAAGAAUAAUUUACGUUUGUGGCGUUCUACAUGUGAUCAUAUUGUGAUUUGUUGCGUUUUUGUGUGUUUGAUUUAUGUUCUAAUCAGAGCUGAGCGCGACCCAUUGCCGCCCGCUCAAUCAGCGUUGUCAACCGGUGUCUCGUAUUGUCCAAUGCUCACUGUUGUUCCAUGUAUCGUCCUGAAUGGCCAGUGCCAGUUGACCUUGUGUGACCGUCCAAGAUCCGGCGGCGCGGCGGCAGUCUCUGGGGGGAGCUCUGACGUCAUCACUGCGUCAUCAGUCAUCACAUGGUGUCUGUGUCUGGACUGGCCGCUGGACAUUUGAGUACCGGUACAUUAUUACUCAGAUACCGUUCGUGAAUCUACCCGCGCUGGUAGAAUGCGUUUAUUGCUCAAAUAAGACUGUGUAUUUUCUGAUGCGUAGUUAGUUCGUAUACCUUAGGCUAGGACGCACAUUUUUAUCGCGAUUUUUACGACUGUGUGCUCUAUGGUGAAGUAAAAUGAAUAUAUUAUUAAUGCAGCAUA